Messenger RNA from Caretta caretta (loggerhead turtle), 6527 nucleotides. It is a transcript of the gene B3GALT1, whose product is annotated as beta-1,3-galactosyltransferase 1. Gene Ontology annotation, cellular component: Golgi membrane. Gene Ontology annotation, biological process: protein O-linked glycosylation. NCBI's taxonomy places the organism in Eukaryota, Metazoa, Chordata, Testudines, Cheloniidae. Gene Ontology annotation, molecular function: N-acetyl-beta-D-glucosaminide beta-(1,3)-galactosyltransferase activity. The record is from RefSeq and is a predicted model, not a curated record.
GGCCGCCCCGGCCUGUCAGUCGGAAAGGCCAAGUUCCAUUGCGGGAUCGCCUCGCUCCGCGAGCCGGGCUUGGCUGCUGCUGCUGCUGCUGCCGCGGCGGCUGCGGGGGAGCUGGCCGGCUGCUGCUGGGGCUGAUGGAGAAGUGAUGCUGGCUACCGGGAACCGGGCGGCAGCAGCGGCAGGACCAGGACCAGCCGUGGGAGCCCAGCUGACCCCUCCGUGCUGCCAGCCGGGCGAAGAACAGCAAAGCCAGCUGGUUUAUCAAUAUGCAACCAGCACCUGUUCAAUACGAGGUGGAGAAGGCGAGAUGAAAAAUGGCACAGAAUGAAGAAUUAUGAAAUUAUGGGCAUGGCACAGCUAAGCAAAGAAGAGCAAUUAAUGAAGAGAGAAAAAUGGAACAUUUUCUAAGUUGGCACUGUACUCCCUGUGACGGCAGAUCUGAAGUCAACUUGAGAACUUCAUCGAGUGAGGAAUGUAGGGGCCACAUUCUUAGUGAUGUUCCUGAAGGAAGCAAAUAACUCCUACAUGCUCUAAACUGCACUGGUUUCCAGCGUCUUACAAAAUGCAAUUAUGCACUUCAGAAUAAUACCAUAAAGGAUCAUCAUUUUAAUCAGCUAUUGACUACAGUUUGGGGACCAUACAUAGAUUCCACGCGUUGCUGCUUUUUAUAUGAAAUAAAUGAAAAUUCCAAGAAAUAGAAGCUGCUGCUAUACAAAGAAAGAAAAGACAAAGUAUCUUCAGGGUUAAUAUCCUCCAACUGAUAUCCAUGAACAAUUACACAGUUAUUUUUCUAUAUCGAACUUUAAGGUUUGUUAAUAAUAUGCUGCCUUUGCGGGACACAGAGGUGCUAAUGGUAAGAAGGCUAUUUAUUCACUAUACUGAAUAGAAGAGCUACAGAAACAAUGGCUUCCAAGGUCUCAUGUUUAUAUGUUCUGACAGUAGUUUGUUGGGCAAGUGCUCUUUGGUAUUUAAGUAUAACUCGUCCUACUUCUUCCUACACUGGCCACAGACACUUCAAUACCAUAUCAAUAGCCAGGAAAAAUGUCUCCUUUGGUAAUAUAAGAACUCGACCUAUAAAUCCACAUUCAUUUGAUUUCCUUAUAAAUGAGCCUAAUAAGUGUGAGAAGAGCAUCCCUUUCCUAGUCAUUUUGAUCAGCACGACUCACAAAGAAUUUGAUGCAAGACAAGCGAUUCGCGAGACGUGGGGAGAUGAAAACAACUUUAAAGGCAUUAAAAUAGCCACUCUCUUCCUUCUUGGGAAGAAUGCAGAUCCUGUAUUAAAUCAGAUGGUAGAGCAAGAAAGUCAAAUUUUCCAUGACAUUAUUGUGGAGAACUUCAUUGACUCUUAUCAUAACCUUACUCUUAAAACGUUAAUGGGUAUGAGGUGGGUGGCUACAUUUUGUUCAAAAGCAAAGUAUGUUAUGAAGACAGACAGUGAUAUUUUUGUAAAUAUGGAUAACCUUAUUUAUAAACUGCUCAAACCCAACACCAAGCCAAGGAGAAGGUACUUUACUGGUUAUGUCAUCAAUGGAGGACCAAUAAGGGAUGUCCGCAGUAAAUGGUACAUGCCCAGAGAUUUGUAUCCUGAUAGCAAUUAUCCACCGUUCUGUUCAGGCACUGGCUACAUUUUUUCAGCUGAUGUAGCAGAACUGAUUUACAAAACCUCCCUCCAUACCAGACUUCUUCAUCUUGAAGAUGUGUAUGUGGGACUCUGUCUUCGGAAGCUUGGCAUUCACCCUUUCCAAAACAGUGGCUUCAAUCACUGGAAGAUGGCCUAUAGCUUGUGUAGAUAUCGCAGAGUGAUCACAGUGCAUCAGAUAACUCCAGAAGAAAUGCACAGAAUUUGGAACGACAUGUCAAGCAAGAAGCAUCUCAGAUGUUAAGAUUUUUACAGAUGUAAAUACUUUUUUUUUUAAUUUUGGCAGAAAGGAAUCGGAUAAUUUAUAGGCAAAUUAACUUUGAGGAGGGUUUUAAUAACUGCUUUUGCAUUCUUGUCUUGACUCCUGGUUUGCACCCUUCAGACUCUAUUCAUAAAGACAUUACAAAACUUAAAGGGGCCAGAGUCAAAUCUCAGAAUCAUUGCUCCCUAUCACAACUUUUAAAAAAAUCAGCUCUUGCACCUGUAUGUAUAAGAACAGUAGUAGUUAACCAGAGCUGCAUAACAAUUCAUGCCCAUGCAUCUGAGGUGAGAGUCUGGCCCUAAAAAAUGAAGAAUCAUGUUAACAUCUUUAUCUCAUCCUCACAAGCUAUAAGUGUCUCUUUUUAGGGUUCUAUUCAUAAAUAUACACACAAAUAUAAAAAAAUAUACUCAGUGUGUGCAUUUACAGCUUGAGUGCUAUCUUUGCACUGAUUUAUACACCUAUAUUGGCAUGUACAUUUUACUAUACAGUAUGUGCAGUUUAAAAAGCAGUUUAUUGCUGGCAGAAAGGCAGAAUUUAAACAAGUGUGAAUAUAACAUUGAAAAUGAAAAUAGUGUAGGUCUAAGAAACAACGCUACCUGCCUGAAAGUUAUUUAUUUAAUAAAACCACAUAACUCCCCCUAACUAAAAGAGCCCUAUCUAAUAUAAUCUUACAAUGAAAUAUAAUUUGUGUGUGAAAUACAAGACAAAGAAAAUGUCUGCAACAAAAAAUAAAAAUAAAAUAAAAUGUGUAUUUGGGAUAAAGGUACUUAAUAUACUUCAACAUUUUCUUUUUAAAGCAAGUGCAGCAUAUCUCCUUCGGACGUGUAGAGAUAUAUAUGCACUAACAGCAAUACUAUUGUGGUACAGUAUUAUUGGAAUAGACAGUAUUAUCACCAAUAGAAUUUUCAUAAAUUAUAGUGUCUGCCAGAGCAAAUAUGUAAUUUUAUUGAAUAAUGAAAAAUAUCAAUAAAAUAAUCCUUUCCUACUGUCUUACUGAUUAGAAAGUCUUUGACUAGACUAAACUAGUCUAUGUGAAACAAAGACUAAACUAGUCUUUGUUUCACAUGUGGAGCUCCCAGUGAAGUCAUUAUUAAUCCAAGAAGUCACUGAGGCCCAAUUCAGGAAAGCAUCUCAACUCAGGACAGCCCUUAAGCACACGCUUAACUUUAAGUAUGGGAUUGAAGUCAGAGAGGCUCAAGAACAUUCUUAAAUGUUAAAUACAUUCUUAAGUGCUUUCCUGAAUCAGGGCCUGGGAGCUGAGCACACACAGAUCCCAGGGCAGAAUUUGGUCUUCAGACUACAUAACAUGUGUCUUCUUAAUUUAAAUUUUCCCCUCUAGGUACAAAUGCCGUUCCCCUUUAGGAUUCCCUUUCCUUCCGUGGCCUCUUUCUACAGUAUAACCUGCUUCCUCAUGCUUGCUCUUCUCUACUCCUGUCUUAGGCCUGUGCAUAUAAUGAGAAGACAAUAGAUGUCAGAAGCACAUCUCUCCAACCUUUAUGUAUACUAGUGGAGGGAGAUUACUGAAAAAUAUUUUCUAUUUGAAUCAUUAAAGAAAUGUGCUUUCACUGCCUUCACACAAGUGUGCUUUCUGAUAAUAUUCUUGCAGGAUGUUCACUGGAACAAACAGAUCUAAACAAAUAUUCUAGAGUAUUCAUGGAAAUUGCAUUUUCACCUAGUAAACAUGACUAUUCUCACUCAAAAUCUGAUAUUAACAGAUAUCCUCAUUCAUCCUGGUGACCUAAAUGUCCAAUCAAAACAACUAAAAUUUCAAAUAUUAAAUAUUUACAGUUGGAGAUGGUCAAAAAAAUCCAAAAAUAAUUUUGUAAAAAAAUUCAAAAUGUUGAUCUUGUUUUUGUUUUGAUGUGCUCAGAAUGAAACUGUUACUCAUUUUUUGUAAAAUAUUUAUCAUUUUUCAAAAUGGUUAUCUAAAAUUUUCAUGUUCUGAAAAGUUAUUUUAAGAAAGUGAACAUUUCUAUAACCAUUUUGACAACACAUUUGACAUAUUUUCUUAAAAAAUUAAAGCGGCACAGCAUGUUUCAUAAAAACAAAUUUGACAACUGACAUUUUUUCACGAAAGAAAAUCAUUUUUGAAAAAGUCCAUCAUUGCAUGAAGAGUUUUGUCUGAAAAAUUUCAGCCAAAUAUAUUCACAAUCCAAUCCAAGAAUUAUUUGCUGAAAUUAAUUAUUCAGAAAAUAAUUUCAGCAAAAAGAAUUCAAGAAUAUUGCUGCAUGUUCACAGUUUGCAAACUGAAAGAGGCAAAAUUCAUCAUAAAAGUUAUAGCUAUGGAUUAUUCAGCCAACACUGGUGUCCAGUGUUGUGUAAACAGAAGGAUAGUAAGUCCAUAUAUCAUUCAGGAUAUCCAUGGGGAAGCAGUAUGAAAUAACUGAUUCAUUGUUUAAGUGAAAUCUCUGAAGUAAUUUUGCCUUUAAUAUUAUCUGUUGUUAAUAUCAUGCCAUAGGUGUACAUAGCACUUUAUAAACAAGUAUACGAACACUCCUCCACCAAGGAGCUUACAUUCUAGUGACAAAUCCUGCUAACCGUAUUCACAUAGCAGUAUUACUGAUUUCAAUGGAACUACUUGUAUAAAUCAGGUGAGGAGGAUUUGGCUUUUAAACCACACUAUAUAGUGCAGUGAGUGAAAACAAUAGGUAUGGAACUUUACUUCAGAGUUAGAAGUGAAGCUAUACAGUAGUUAGCCCAAUAGUUGCUGUUAAUUUAUAACUACAGUAGCAUGUGUAUCCUUAGAAAAAAUCCAGAAAUGUUAGCUAUGAACAUUGAAUUUGCUACAAAAAAAUCAAGAUAUAUCCUUCUCAGCUGACCUAGUCCUUGAUAAAGCUGUUCUUGCUUCCUGCUAAACUCAGAACUCUAAGAAAACAAAGUUCAGCUGUUUGCACAUAUGCAUUUGAUACACGCACACAGAGUGAAUUUCAUCUUUUCACACACAAGCCCAACUAUGUGCAGGUAACUAAAUGGAGGGUGAAAGAUGGAAUUCACCCCAGCUCAUGGGUAAACCACAGACUGCAAUGCAGUCUCUCCAUGGACACUUACUGUAACUGUUCCAACCAAUAAGCUGGAAUAGCCUCUGCUGUAUCUCCGCACAUUGUGCAGGGAUAUUGGGCCCUGGAUCCAAAAACUUAUAAAUCCUGAGACCUUACCUCCAGCCAUUCACACUCAGCAGCGAGACCAUCCCUCUGUAGCCCAUGAGGGUCACAGAGCUCCUAUUCCCAUCAUUGCAGGGCUUGAGCUUGGAGGGCCUUGAAUUUCCUCCUUUAUAAGCAAACUGCCUCAGACAGCCUAAAAAUUGUAUUAACAAUUAGCAAGUACAUCUUGAAAAUACUAUUUCCUGGUGUUUAUAAAUAAAUAGUUUUUUGACAGAAAUGUAAAUAUUCAUCCUGGAACUCGUACAUAUGUUUUGAAGGCAUUUUCUUCUGUAUUCAGCUGUAUAUAUGUGUAGAGUCUGCUUGCGAUGGAACAUUCUGUUAUGCAUGCAGCUGGGUUAGGCAUUAUGUUUGUUCAGUGCUUCAAAAGCCUUAAGCAUGUGUGCCCUAAUUUUUGAAUAUACGAGACUUUUUUAUGUCAGGUGAAAUAAAAUAUGAACUAAUUUUCUAUUUUUAUUAAUUUUCUGAUAAUGUACUUCACUAGCUCUUUACUACCAUGAUAUGGAUUUAGUAUUUUCUCAUUGCUCAAAAAAUAGAAUAUGCAAGCCACAUCUGGAAAGGAGGGAUAUGUAUGGUCCUAAAACGGACACACUGUCCCUCUAAUCCAAAAGUAUUUGUGUUGGACUGAAUAAGGUUAAAUAGCAACAGGCAAUGUUUUCAUUGGGCGUCCUUCAAUCAAAACAAAUAUUUGUGUUAAAGGUCAUUUUGUUUUGUUAAGAACAGAGCAAAUGACAAUUUAAGAGUGCUGGAUUUUUAAAUCACUUUAAUCAAAAUAUGAAUACAGUCAUAGUUGGUUUUGAUUGAAUUGUAGCUGAAGAAAGCACAUGUACCAAGAAGCUGGGGUGGGCGGGAGGGAAAAUGUCUCUUUUGGAGGAAUUUUUCACUGUAGCAUUUCCUGUCAGAUGACUUGGGAAUACUUCAGUGAGUACUCAAGAUUCAUUUUCCAUCUUUCCUAAUAUUUAGAUUCAGUGCAGAUAUUGAUUCUUUAUGGGGAUUUUUUUAAAACAUAGAUGGCAAGGGCAAUUUAUAAAUGAAGGAAGUAAUUAAUUAGAAAAGCGUGUUGAUAGCAACUGAACUUUAGGUGUAUCAUUAUAUGUGAAUGGCUGUAUUUAUGUAUUUAUUUGUCAAAAUUGUAUGUAUUGUUUUACCUACUGUAAGUGUCUGUAAAAGUGAAUUCUUUCAAAGUAUUAUUUAGGGUUUUGUGGGAUUGCCAGUCAAGCUGCUAAUCAAGAUACUAUUUUUUGUAUAAAUGUCAAAUUAAAAAAAAACAACGAACAAAUGAAGGCAAAUGAAAACCUGACAGUGUCAAUGUACAGUUUGCUUCUUCACCUCUCUCUUUCUCAACAUGUAAACUAUUAUCAGAAAGCACGAUGCUAAUGUAUAGGCCCAUCUGCCAUGAGAAAGAGCACUGUUCUGUAAAAGAUGAUUUUUUUUAAACAUUGGGAAAAAUAAACAAAAGGAGAAAUUA